UCCCUGCGACUGUCGGGACUAUAUUCCAGAUUUUGAAGCUCGGAAUCCGAUUCCAUUCUAGGUUGUGGACUUCAUUUGUUCCGAUUGCCAAGAGAUCCAAGAUCAUAAGAAAACUCAACCAAGGAAAACAAUUUCUUGAUAAAUUAAGCUCACUCCAUUUCAAAUGCCAAAGCCUGAAGCCGCUACAGAAUCUCAAAUGGCCAGUGACAAGGACGCUACCAAUCUCUCUCGCACGUUUAAGUACUUAAUGGCUACCCAAUUCUUGUCAAGAGGCAUUCCAUUCAUCUUCAAUUUGUGGAUAGUGAGGCAUCUUACGGAAGAGGAUUAUGCGGUUUAUGCAGUACAAUUUCAUCUCUUUGUGACUUGUGUUCUGUUUCUUAGCCGGGAGGGAUUUCGACGAGCAUGCAUGCGGGCCGAGUUAAGUGACAGCACUUCAGUUGAGGAAAAUUCAAGGAGGCUACUUAAAGUAGCCUGGUUAAGUUUCCCACUUGGACUGGUUAUUACUCUUGCUGCAUGUUAUCUGGUUCUUUGGUGGCAAGAUAUUCCCUUUUCUAAUCCAUAUGCCCAAGCCAUCUUAAUUAAUGGAUGUGCGUGUAUUUUAGAGCUAUUGGCAGAGCCCUUGUACAUUCUUUCUCAGACCUUGCUUCUUCUUAAAUUGCGACUUCUAGUUGAAACCAUGGCUACAUUUUCACGUUGCAUGACGAUGUACAUCCUCCUAGUGAAGUCAAGUAACAUGGAGAAAGGAAUCAUAUUUUCUUUAUCACAAUCUGCAUAUGGCGCUUGCUUGUUCUUAGGAUACUGGGUCUACUUUAUUUAUUUUCGUGCAUUUAAAUGGUCAGAUCUUUUUCCUUUCAGAAUAGGAAACAUGAAGGAUUUUGAUAAGAAGCUUUCAAACAUGUGCAUAUUAUUUACUUUACAAUCCUUCAGAAAGUUGGUUCUUCAAGAAGGCGAAAAGAUGGUUCUUGUGUGGUUAGAUACACCAUAUAACCAAGCAGUCUAUGGUUUGGUAGAUAAAUUGGGAAGUUUAGUGGUGCGACUGGUUUUUCUUCCAUUUGAAGAAAGUUCGUACACUACAUUUGCAAGGUCUGCAUCAGGAGAACACCCAGAUAAAACCAGAAAGCUUGGUAUCUGUCUUUCAGAAGCUCUCAAGUUAGUUUUGCUGAUUGGCCUUAUAUUUAUGGCAUUUGGUCCAAGUUAUUCUUAUGCCCUCAUUAGGUUGUUAUAUGGCCAGAAAUGGAGUGAUGGAGAAGCACCAACAGCUCUCCGAUAUUAUUGCCUGUAUAUCAUCGUGCUGGCUAUGAAUGGGACUUCAGAAGCAUUCCUACAUGCUGUUGCAAAUGAGAGCCAGCUCAAGAAGUCAAAUGACUCAUUGCUUCUAUUCUCAUUGAUCUAUGUCAUGCUAAAUUUUCUGCUGAUCCGGUCAUCUGGAGUAGUUGGCUUGAUUUUUGCUAAUUCUAUAAAUAUGAUCUUGAGGAUAACGUACUCCGCCGUAUUCAUCAAACGCUACUUCAAGAACUCUUCAUUCUCCUUCAACAGCUGCUUGCCUUCAGGAUGGAUAUUUCUCUUAUUCUCAGGAGUUCUGACUCUUAUUUCAGAGAGACUAUUUCUGGACCAGCAAAAUUUUUGGUCAACAUUCUUGCUUCAUUUUUCGAUUGGCUUAAUUUGCUUCCUUGUGUCAUUAUUCAUCAUCUAUCGCCGUGAGAGAUCCUUUAUCAACAAAAUUAUUCGUUUCCGUCAACAUUCCGAUUGACAAGCAUUUCCCUGGGGAGCUGAACAUUAUAUUAAAGUUUCUUUUAUCUGACUGGAUAUGGCAACGGGAAAUGCUUGUUGAGUCUGCCACAAGUUCCCGUUCGAUUUGAAUCAGUUGUGAAGUUGUAGGAAAGCCAAAGAGGAUAAUAUCUCGAACAUAUCCAUGACAGGAGAAGGACAAAUGAAUACCGCCGAGCUUUGGUAAUCUCUCAGAAAUAACUCAGCAAGAUAAUUACUGAUCAGUAGUCUAUGAAUGCUAAUUUAUCUUCACUAUGCUCUCAAGUUAUCCGAUAUCUUGACAUAAGUACAUUAUAUCCUCUAUCAGUUUUGUCAUCUGAACUCCAUUUUUAUGACCAUUUGAUUCAGAUAUUUCUUUGCUGAUGAGAUCUGAUUUCUGAUAUUUGCAUGCAAUCCCCUUUUUUUGGUCUACUUCAUCAAGCAAUUAUACAUAGAAAUAUGUUAAAUUCAUGAAGUAAUAUUACCUGAAUCAUUUUUUAUAAAUGAGAUCAGUUGAUUUCAGACUAAACUUGGUCAAAGUUUGAAUGAUUAGGAGUAUUUGCUCGUCAUGUGCAAAGGUACGUUAAUAUUUUUUAUUCCAAGUAUAAUGAUGAUAUUAUCUGAUAUAUAUGGUGUGAUAUUAGAUAUGGCUUUUUAAGCAUCAUCCAUUAUUGAUUAUUCUGCUGAAUUCUUUUAUUUCAUAAGAGGCCCUGUUUCUUCAUUUAGGAUCUCUGAACAAAAGUAGUUGCCAUGUCCCUUUGAAGAGGCACUGUUAGUAGAAACAUAGGAGCGGAAAUUAACAAAAGCCAGAGUGAAGGGCACUUUAGAAAGGCACUUUUUUUCCCAAUAUCUUUUCUAAAAGCCUUGCAUAUGACUAAUUAUCCAAUGGAAUACUUUCUAUGCUCUUCCAACCAUUAACUAGUCAUAGUGGUUGACAACUGAAAACCAAAACUUCUUCCAAUCUGCUGGUUUCCCCCUGAUUUCUUCUAUUUUCAACUGUGUUCUUCACACUGUCAUGUCACAAGGAUGUCCUAUUAGUUUCUGCACUUCCAUCUGCAAGUGAAAAUGAAAGUUACCCUUGAUUAUCUUCUACACUUGGUUUUAAAAACAAUGGCGAAAUUCGAAACUACUAUACAUGUGACAUUGUUUAUGCUCCUUGGUUAGUUAGAUGAACACCUAAAGCAGCGUGUUCCUUCAUUUGAAUUGUGGGAUUCAAGUUCAAUUCUUCUUCCUGUUUGUUAUCUCUAAUGAAGCAACACGUUGAGUGAAGAGCAUGCCAUAGGUUUUUUCGACCCGUUGUAUCUGCAAGCUGUUUUAUAUUCUUCGAUAAAAGCUCGAUUGGUAGAAGGAGAUGGGCAAAGGAGCAGAGGUGAUGAUGGUUCAUGGUUUUGUGGGUUGGCCUCCAAUUUCAGGUGUGAAGAAAUUAUAAUCGAGAGAGGUAAUUAUAAGGUUUGAAAGCGUGGAGAGAAAAAGGUAACAAAAAGAUGGAAAAGGUGAAAUGGAACUUAUGAUUAAGAUGAAGACUUUGGGGGUUUUUCUUUAGCCAUUGUAUCCAACAAAACUCAUCAUACAAAUGUUCCAUGUUCUAAAGCAGAAUGAUGAGAGUUCUUGAGUCU
Molecule: messenger RNA, 3362 nt
Organism: Cucurbita pepo subsp. pepo (vegetable marrow)
Lineage: Eukaryota; Viridiplantae; Streptophyta; Magnoliopsida; Cucurbitales; Cucurbitaceae
Product: lipid transporter
Biological process (GO): dolichol-linked oligosaccharide biosynthetic process; glycolipid translocation
Cellular component (GO): endoplasmic reticulum membrane
Source: RefSeq, a predicted model, not a curated record